Molecule: messenger RNA, 2385 nt
Organism: Striga hermonthica
Lineage: Eukaryota; Viridiplantae; Streptophyta; Magnoliopsida; Lamiales; Orobanchaceae
Source: the annotation of a GenBank genome assembly
AUGUGCAAACUUCCUGCUGAACACCACAGCACGCUACGACGUCGUGUCGCAUCCAUUCACCGCCCGCACACCCUUAUCUUCGCGCCCAACGCCCCUGCCAACAUGCCCAUGCACUCCAGCAACAUCCUAACAACCAUGGUAGAACCGGUGAGAAGGCAAGCCUUAGUCCAGAUCAGAAGGCUUGAAGUCACUGGUCGAGGGAGAAAAGGGCCCGAAAGGAUCAACUUUGAAGAAGCAUCAGGACCAAACUCGCUCAUUCUGAGGGGGCCCGACCCGACAGCGAGCCCGUUGGGAGACCACCAACCUGGAGAAGACAUCAGAGCUACGACCAGAAACCGAAAAUGGCCCAAAAUAGGUAGAGGUUUCAGUUCAAGACGACGACACAAAACCCGACACGAGAGAGGACUUCUCUGCGCGAGCGCCACUGGCCCUCUCCCGCUCACGGCCACGAUCGGAGACCGCGCUUUUCAAUUAGGCUUGUUUAUUCAGGUUCAACCCCAGAAUGUGGCGACGCCUGGGCCCAAUGGUGCGGCUGCCGGCCAGUUUGUGUCGACCUCGCUGUACGUAGGUGACCUGGAUAUCAACGUGACGGACUCCCAGCUCUACGAUCUUUUCAAUCAGGUUGGGCAGGUUGUCUCAGUUAGGGUUUGCCGUGACCUGAGCACUCGCCGCAGCCUUGGCUAUGGUUAUGUUAACUAUAGCAACUCCCAGGAUGCGGCAAGAGCUAUGGAAGUUUUGAACUUCACUCCCCUCAACAACAAGGCAAUCCGGGUCAUGUAUUCUCAUCGGGACCCAAGCGUCCGAAAGAGUGGAACCGGAAAUAUUUUUAUCAAGAAUCUGGAUAAAUCAAUCGACAACAAAGCACUGCACGACACUUUUUCAAGCUUUGGGAAUAUACUUUCCUGCAAGAUUGCUACUGAUCCUAAUGGCCAAUCAAAGGGCUAUGGAUUUGUCCAAUUUGAAACUGAAGAAGCUGCACAAAAUGCUAUAGAUAAGUUGAAUGGGAUGCUUAUUAAUGAUAAGCAAGUGUAUGUUGGGCAUUUCCUACGUAAGCAGGAGAGAGAAACUGAAAUCAUCAAGACAAAGUUCAAUAAUGUGUUUGUGAAAAAUUUGGCCGAAUCUGCUACUGAUGAUGAUCUGAAGAAAAUUUUUGGUGAAUACGGAACAAUCACCAGUUCCGUGGUGAUGCGAGAUGCUGAUGGAAAGUCAAGAUGUUUUGGAUUUGUCAAUUUUGAAAAUGCUGAUGAUGCUGCUAAAGCUGUUGAAGCUCUAAAUGGGAAGAAAAUUGAUGAAAAAGAGUUGUAUGUGGGGAAAGCCCAGAAGAAGUCUGAGAGGGAGCAAGAUCUGAAAAAUCGUUUUGAGCAGACUACUAGAGAAACUGUUGACAAAUUUCAAGGGCUUAAUUUGUAUGUGAAGAAUUUGGAUGAUAGCAUUGAUGAUGAGAAAUUGAAAGAACUCUUUUCGGAGUUUGGUACUAUUACUUCUUGCAAGGUCAUGCGAGAUCCUAGUGGGAUUAGCAGAGGUUCUGGUUUUGUUGCCUUUUCAACUCCAGAAGAAGCUUCUAGAGCUCUUUCUGAGAUGAACAGCAAAAUGGUGAUAAGCAAGCCACUCUAUGUUGCGCUUGCACAGCGUAAAGAGGAGAGAAAAGCAAGAUUACAGGCUCAGUUUUCCCAGAUGAGGCCUGUUGCCAUGCCAGCAUCAAUUGCUCCUCGUAUGCCUUUGUAUCCUCCUGGUGCUCCGGGUAUUGGUCAGCAGCUAUUCUAUGGGCAACCUCCUGCUAUGAUACCACCCCAGGCUGGAUUUGGCUAUCAGCAGCAGCUGGUACCUGGAAUGCGUCCGGGUGGCCCCUUGCCGAACUUCUUUGUACCGCUAGUCCAGCAGGGUCAGCAGGGCCAGCGUCCUGGUGGAAGACAUGGAGUGGCUGGAGUUCAGCCUGUGCCGCAGCUAAUGCGGUCACAAAUGAUGCCGAGGGGGAGGAUGCAGCGGUACCCUCCCGGUCGUAACAUGCAGGAUGGCCCGAUGCCGGGUAUUGGUGGCGGGAUGCUUUCGGUGCCCUAUGAGAUGGGUGGCACUGCUCCUGCUGCUGUUCCGCAGCCCAUGCCGAUUACUGCUCUUGCCUCUGCUCUCGCUAAUGCAACUCCAGAACAGCAGAGGACGAUGCUGGGAGAGAACCUGUACCCACUGGUUGACCAGCUGGAGCACGAGCACGCUGCAAAAGUGACGGGCAUGCUUCUGGAGAUGGACCAGACAGAAGUUCUGCAUCUGCUGGAAUCACCCGAAGCUCUCAAAGCAAAGGUGGCUGAGGCUAUGGAUGUCCUGAGGAACGUGAACUCCCCUGCCGAUCAGCUUGCCUCCCUCUCCCUGAAUGACAACCUCAUCUCUUGA